AUUCUCUUGUGUAAAUAACUAUUUAUAGAGAAUAUUUUUAUAUUUCAUAUAGAAAUAUUAAAAAAUAUUUUUAUAUUUCACUUCUAUUAAGUUAAGUAAGUUCAUGUCUUACACAAACAGUUUGAUAAAAGCGACUUGUUAUCAAACAUUUCAAGUAAUUCACUCGACAGAAGAUUCCGACCUUAGUGUUUAUAUAUUCUAGCAAAAACUUGAACGUUUGCCAAGAAUUAGCUGAUCAGUGUGUUCAGGCGGAUGUGUGUGUGUGACAGUUCAUCAAGAUGUCCUUCAAAUUAGAUUUUCAUACGCAUAUCCUUCCACCGGAAUGGCCAGAUUUAAAACAGCGCUACGGUUACGGAGGUUGGUUGCGAAUAGAGCAUUCUCUUCGAGACAAACAAAAAGCUACCUUGUACAAAGAUGACGGUCAAUUUUUCAGAGCUAUUGAAAGUAAUUGCUGGUCUCCCGAAGAAAGAAUCGAGGAUAUGAACAAAACAGGUGUGAAUGUCCAGUUGCUUUCCACUGUUCCAGUGAUGUUUAACUAUUGGGCAAAACCUGAAGAUACAUUAGAUCUGUGUCGCUUUCUAAAUGACCACUUGGCUUCUGUAGUGAAGGCAUAUCCUAAACGGUUCAUUGGAGCGGCUACAGUUCCCCUACAGAAUCCAGAACUGGCCGCUGAAGAACUCAAGAGAUGUGUUGGAACUCUAGGUAUUCCAUCGGUCAUGAUUGGAUCGCAUGUCAAUCAGUGGAAUUUAGACGAAAGGAAGCUGGACCCUUUCUAUAAGACAGCUGAAGAUUUGUCUUGUCCAGUAUUCAUUCAUCCGUGGGACAUGGAGACUGGUGGAAGAAUGAGCAAAUACUGGUUGCCUUGGCUAGUAGGCAUGCCCGCUGAAACAACCGCUGCCAUUUGCAGCGUAAUAUUCGGAGGUGUCUUGGAGAGAUUUCCAAAUCUAAAACUUUGUUUCUCGCACGGGGCAGGCGCUUUUCCUUACACACUGGGAAGGAUUGAACAUGGAUUUCAGAUGAGACCAGAUUUGUGUGCAGUAGAAAAUAAUGUGCCUCCUCAUCAAUAUUUACCAAGAAUAUAUUCCGAUGCUUUGGUUCACAGUGCAGAUGCCCUUGAUCUUCUUUUGAAAGUCUUAGGUGAAGAUAACAUUUUAUUAGGAUCUGACUAUCCUUUCCCUCUUGGUGAACAUGUUCCAGGAAAAUUAAUUGAAGAUUCUUCAUGUAUGAGUAGAACUACAAAGGAUAAAACUCUGGGUAUAAAUGCUUUAAAAUUCUUAGGCUUGGAAUUAAAAGAUUUUAUUUGAUAUGGAUACAACAGCAUCAAAAUUCAUAACAGUAGUUGGUCUGAUUUCAUCAGGAAGCUGUUCAACAUUACCUGCAUAAUAAGGAUAAUAUUUUGUAAUAAAUAACAUAUCUCAUGAGAUCAUAUAUUAUAAAUAUUAUAUAAAGUUAUAAAAGAUAUUAGAACUUUUUAAAAACAUAGAAAUACAGUUAGAUACUUUUAUUUCUAAUUUUAAUUAGAGAAUUAAAUUUUAUAUGUAAGUGUAUUAUAAUUCACAAAAAUAUUUUUAAUUAAAAUUUUAAAGAAUGA
Messenger RNA from Argiope bruennichi, 1591 nucleotides. Its product is annotated as 2-amino-3-carboxymuconate-6-semialdehyde decarboxylase-like. Lineage: Eukaryota; Metazoa; Arthropoda; Arachnida; Araneae; Araneidae. The record is from RefSeq and is a predicted model, not a curated record. Gene Ontology annotation, molecular function: carboxy-lyase activity; hydrolase activity. Bases 279 to 1304 code for a protein of 341 amino acids. Gene Ontology annotation, biological process: secondary metabolic process. The transcript is spliced from 10 exons. Gene Ontology annotation, cellular component: cytosol; cytoplasm.